AUGCAGGAUUUGCAUUAGUCCACUAGUUGGGUGAUACUAAAAAUAAUUAGCCCAUGUUUGUCAUGGUUUCAGUUCAGUCUCGUUCCAAUUCUAAAUUCGCGAGAACUCCGCGAUAACGUGGUUUCUUGAUUUUUAAAAAGAAAAAUUUGGAAAUAGAAAGGGGUAUUUUGUAUGUUGAUAUCAGGUGUGUCCUGUUGUUAAUCCAUUACCUAGGGUAAAGGAAUUGUCAACUACCUUUGGACAAGUUGAUAAGCUGGAAAAGGUCAAGAAGGAAAUGGAACAGACUGUGUUAAGUCUGGAGACGAAGUUGGAAGAAAGUGAAAGCCAGAAUAGAAGACUAAACCAUAAUCUGAAACAGAAAGAAACGAAGAUAGAAGGUUUGGAAAAACGGGUGGCAGAAAUGGAAGUGAGUCGAGAAGACAACAGUCAGUCACUCAGUAUGGCUCUGAAGCAGAAAGAUAGCAAGAUAGGUCUGUUAACACAGAACCUACAGCAGCAGGAGACUGAGAAAAUGGCCUUGGAAGCUAAAUUAGAAGAAGUUACAGCCCAGGCUAAUACGUUCUCUCGGCUGAUCGAGCAGAGGGAGAAACAGGUACGAGGCCUGAAAACGAGGCUGGAGGAAGCUGUCCAUCAAAAUAACAAGAUGACGCACGCGGCCGAGCUGAAGGAUGACAAAAUACAGACACUAGAGAAAAGGUUUGGAUUUAACUGUAUUCGAGAGUUAUCAAAUUGGUGUCCGCCCCCACCCCCUUCCCGAAUAACCUGAGGGGACGCAGUAGCAGAAUUUAGACGCCGCAAUUAGUGCUCAAUCAGCGCGCCGAAGCGUCGUCGAAUCUUUUUUGAAAUACUCGAAGGUUUUCCAAAGGUUCGUUAAAGGACUCUGUAGAUUUUCCGGAGCUUCGUGAGAUUACCCGAAGAUUUUCAGAGCCUUGUUGUCCAAUCAAAGUAUAGCGCAAGUGCCUCGAUUGCCAGGAACAGGUUUCUGUACUUUACUUGCUUCAACGGCUGGUUCCGUCGUCGCCCAUGAAGGGGAAUUCAUACAAAAUUUUGUAGACAUAAGAAGAGCCAGGCUUUGUCCAACAUGUCAGUUUUCUUUUUCUCUUUGUUUUAU
This is a messenger RNA of Orbicella faveolata, 1111 nucleotides long. RefSeq lists its product as uncharacterized. Gene Ontology annotation, molecular function: microtubule binding; dynein light intermediate chain binding. The record is from RefSeq and is a predicted model, not a curated record. NCBI's taxonomy places the organism in Eukaryota, Metazoa, Cnidaria, Anthozoa, Scleractinia, Merulinidae. Gene Ontology annotation, biological process: cytoskeleton-dependent intracellular transport; cytoplasmic microtubule organization. Gene Ontology annotation, cellular component: microtubule organizing center; cytoplasm.